AUGCUGGACCCCGACCGCACCCCCGCAGACAAGCGCUUCGCGGCACUCACGGGUACGCCCCAGGAUACCAUCCGAAAUGCUGGUAUUAGUUUCCAGUGUGACGACCGUGAUAUCUGUACGAAAUUGGGGGGAGAACCUGUGACUAUUUGUGGCCGCAAGUUCAAAGUCCAACCGUAUUCUAAGUACUCUCAUUGGUACUACGUGGACCUUCAACGCCUGCCCGACGACGCAACGGAUGGACUUAUCUACGACUGGCUUGCCAACAAGGGUCAGCCACCGGUGUACAUCACGCCGGCUCAUGUUGUAGGUGGUCUCCGCUCGCGCAGUCGACGAGUCUACUUUAACCAAAAGUUGCCCCCGGCAUCAGUGAUGCUAGAUAAACGCACCCCGCUCCGCCAGAUCCAGUUCACGGGUCAAGGCUACUCGGUGGUGCACCAUCGAAACCGCGCCUACAAUAGCGUCAUUCCACCUUUCAUCAAGGUACUUUGCGAAAAAGGACGACAGACUCGCCUGUCCAAGCCUGUAUCGCCAGCCUCCGAAGCAGACGACACAGGCAGCAUCCCACCGGCGUUUGACAACUCCAGCGAUACCAGCGAAGGUGCCGCAAUAGUUGACGACUCAGCCUCAGAGGGUGAGUCACAUAGUGGGGACCACUCUGAUGAGGAGUCCUGUACCAUGGAUGGUAUUGAGGCCGCUGUCGUGGCUCGACCCAAAUCGGUCUGGCCCCACGAAACGGUACCAACUUUCCCGGUUGGCUCUAUUCAGGCCACCGACUUCACGCCAGCCCGUAUCAAACGGGCGAAGACCAUGGUAUUUGGUACUAUUGCUGACCCGGCGGUCGACCUUCAACGUCUUCCUCCGUCGCAGCAGGAAUACCCGACGAUCGCGUCAUUUAAUUCGUACGAGUGGCUGAGUGAAGGUGCGAACGGACCUAUACCGCCGGACCAAGAUCUCAUCCUCUGGGACAGGUCGAACGACCCGCCGCAGUCCGUAGCCUCCUAUGUGGGGCUAUCAGAAGUGACUGAGAGCGUGCUCAAUGCGGCUGUCUAUCAAGGCAACGUUGAACAACUCUCCCUUCAGGAACUCUGCGCCGUUAUUGAGGACUUUCUGGGAUCGUUUAGCUCUGCGAUGGACCCGGAUACUGUGCUGUCAACGGUGCAUGCCCAACCUAGUCUUCACCGCGCCUUUGGACACGUCGUUCUUCGAGAGUUGUCCUCUCAAGUCUAUCCGUCGGAAGAUGAAGGCAGCGUGUCUGGCCGGCUCUCCACGCUUUACCCCAACCAGCAUGACUUCGAUUUCCAGACCAUAUUAGGGCAACUGUGUUCAGACCAGUCCCAAUACUGGCUCAAGUUACGGCUGGCUGAAGCUGACCUGGCGCUGCAGAUCAUUGCACCCAGUAUCUAUGCGGAUCCCCUUAAGCUGAGUGCGGUGACAGGGAAGGCAGCAUCGGCACUACCUCACCCUCUGUGGUUUCGUUGGGGUGACUCGACCCUUGCCAACGUAAUAAUAUCGCCCUUGAUGGACCGCAUUGUGGCUGGGCCUCUCCCAACUGACCUUCGCUCUACGAUUGAGUACCUUUGCGAACAGGCCGCCUCGGUGGUUACAUCUCUUCCCACUCGCCUCUAA
This is a messenger RNA of Phytophthora infestans T30-4, 1626 nucleotides long. RefSeq lists its product as uncharacterized. Bases 1 to 1626 code for a protein of 541 amino acids. The record is from RefSeq and is a predicted model, not a curated record. The transcript has 3 exons. Lineage: Eukaryota; Oomycota; Peronosporomycetes; Peronosporales; Peronosporaceae.